Pipistrellus nathusii (Nathusius's pipistrelle) is the source of this 435-nucleotide messenger RNA. The record is from the annotation of a GenBank genome assembly. NCBI's taxonomy places the organism in Eukaryota, Metazoa, Chordata, Mammalia, Chiroptera, Vespertilionidae.
AUGGAGCUCCCUGACUUGGGGAAGCACUGUUCAGAAGAGACCUGCAAGCAGCUAGAUUUUCUCCCAUUGAAAUGUGAUGUAUGUAAGCAAUAUUUCUGUAAAGAUCAUUUUACCUGCGCUGCACAUAAAUGUCCCUUUGCAUACAAGAAGGAUACUCAGGUCCCGGUGUGCCCGCUUUGUAGCCGCCCAAUCCCAGUGAAGAAGGGGGAGAUACCGGAUGUGGUGGUUGGUGAGCACAUGGAUGGAGAUUGUAGAGGCCGUCCCGGGAAGAAGGAGAAGGUUUUCACCUUCCGGUGCUCGAAAAAGGGCUGUAAGAAGAAAGAGAUGCUGCCCGUGGCUUGUGACCAGUGCCAUGGCAACUUCUGCUUACAGCACAGACAUCCUCUGGAUCAUAGCUGCACACACGUGAGCAGAGCCGUCGGCAUCGCAGGGUGA